Messenger RNA from Cottoperca gobio, 6156 nucleotides. It is a transcript of the gene fer1l4, whose product is annotated as fer-1 like family member 4. Gene Ontology annotation, cellular component: membrane. Lineage: Eukaryota; Metazoa; Chordata; Actinopteri; Perciformes; Bovichtidae. Gene Ontology annotation, biological process: plasma membrane organization. The record is from RefSeq and is a predicted model, not a curated record.
AUGUCCAUCAGUGUGAAUCUGAGGAAGAUCUCCAACCUGCCGGGACGAUCUGACAGAAAGAUUGAGCUCUGCUUCAGAGGCUUCACCCAUAAAACCAAAGCCCUGCAGUGUGAGAACUUGGCCAUCUUCAACGAGCAAUUCCGUUGGCCCCAUUAUGGUAGAGAGAUCAGAGAUGAAGUUUUAUCUGUCAGCGUUUACAACUGCAGUAAAGUCUUCUCCAACAGACUGCUCGGUAAGCUGGUCAUCAGCCUCCAGCAUGUUGUUACCGCGGGGAGGGUGUUGCUACGGGAACCGCUCACUGAUGCCAACUACAGCCUGACUGAUAUCUAUAUCGAGUUGGAUAUUCGGUAUCAUCCAUAUGAGGGAACAGCAGGAAGUUGGGACGGACUGGACUUCCUGAAAGUCGAAGACCAGGAUGAAUCAGCGCUGGUCUUCAGGAAUGAAGGAUUUAAUGACCCUGAAAGUCAGCUGACUGUCGCUCGUACAGGUCCGCUGGAGAGAGAGGUUCGGCGUCUGGGGCGGAGCCUGGUCCGGACUGGGGAUGAGGAUGAAGAUGAAGAUGAAGAUGAAGAUGAUUUUGAUGAUGAUCUGAUGGACAUGGACUCUUCAGACAUCAUCUUCACUCCUCUGCUGAGUCGUUGCAGGCCUAUGUCCAGAAAUGUUGCUGCCGCGACCAGAGUCCAGAGCUUCCAGGUCAAUGUGAACAUCCUGGAGGCUCGGAAGCUGGUUGGUGUGAACAUCAACCCUGCAGUUUUCAUCAGAACAGGAGGUCAGAAAAAACAUACCGCAACGCAGAAAUCCACCAACUGCCCCUUCUACAACGAGAACUUCCAGUUUGAGUUUCAGGAUAGUCCACAGAUCCUCUUUGAUAAAGUCAUAGAGAUAAAGGUGUUCCACCGGCGGACUCUGGCCUUCCUGGUGACCCACAUUGGGACCUUUAAGAUUGACAUCUCCACCGUGUACAACCAGCCAGACCACCGCUUCUACCAGAAGUGGGCUCCUCUCACCGACCCGGCAGACACCAGGUCAGGGAUCAAGGGUUACGUCAAGGCCAGCCUCAGUGUGGUGAUGAAGGGAGAUGCUAUGAGCAUGACCAGUCUGCCAGCGUCCUCCUCGUCCGGAGCCAGUGAGGACAUAGAAAAGAACCUGCUGCUUCCUCGUGGUAUGGCCUCGGAGCGUCCGUGGGCUCGUUUCCGUGUCCGGAUCUACAAAGCCGAAGGUCUGCCCACCAUGGAGGCGGGGCUGAUGGCCAAGAUGUCAAAGGCCACUGACCGGACGGUCUUCAUUGAUCCCUACGUAAAAGUAACCUUCGCUGGACAACAGGGGGAGACAUCAGUGGGCAGCGCCACCAGCAGUCCAGUUUGGAACGAGGAAAUCUCUUUCAUUGAGCAGUUUCCUCCUCUGGCUCAGCGAAUCAGAGUCCAGGUCCUCGAUGACGUCAAGAUGGGCGACAUCGCCCUGGCAACGCACUUCUUGGACCUGCAUCAGAUUUCUGACCCCACCAGGAACGGGUUUAAUCCCACCUUCGGUCCAUGUUGGGUGAACCUGUAUGGUUCUCCUCAGAACUCCACCCUCGGAGACGUCCACCAGGCUUUGAACCAGGGUCUGGGUGAAGGCAUCUUCUACCGCGGUCGAAUCCUCCUUGCUCUCUGUGUGGAGGUUUACUCCUCCCCUGCUGCCGCCGCCCCGGAUACAAGCUCUGCCGCGUUGGGAAAGGUAAAGGGAGCCUUCGGGAAGCUGGGAGUGAGGAAGAAGAGGAGCAGCAAGAAGGAGAAGAAUAAGGAAGUGUCUUCGAGCGGAUUGGUUGAGGACUCAGGGGAAGCGGGAGUUGAGGUACCAGAGGCUGUUACCGUGGAGGUCGAGGAGACCCACCCACUUCCUGAGGGUUUCCUGGGACGCAGGGAGGAAUUUCUGUUGUUCGCGUCUCUGUUUGAAGUCACUAUGAUGGACCCCUCUGUAGGAACCAGACCGGUGACCUUUGAACUCUCCAUAGGGAACUAUGGGAAGGCAGUGGGGAUUGGGAGAUCCAAGAAGAGCCAGAGCAGGGAGGAGCUGAGAAGGAGCAGGGAGGAUCUAAGUGAGGAGGCGCAGGGUCUACUGGAGUCAGAGGAAGAGCUGGACAGAGAGGAAGUGCUGAGUCCCGAACCUGAGAACAGAUCUGUAACUGCUCCUGCAAGACCCCAGCCCACCGAGUAUGACAGGUCGUUCCAGUGUCUUCCUCUCCAGCCUCCCUCAGAGAAACAGAAGCCUUGUCUGUUUGUCUGGAGUCAGUUUGAAGAUCACAGCUUUCGUCUCUAUCAGGCGAACUGGCUCAGUAAGACAGCGGACAGGCUGGAGAUUGGUCUUGAUGACGUGGAAUGUCUCUUGAGGAGGCCAAGGAGUAAGGCAAAGGAACGUUUGGUGGAGGUGCUGCUGGAGCUGGUGGCCUCCUGCAAACAGUUUAAUGUUUUAUCAGACAGGAGGUCUCAGUCACGUCCCAACAACCUGGACAGAUGCAGGAAGGAGUUUAUCAAGAAGCAUUUGGUCUUUCUGGCCAGACAUGCAGUGAGGGUCAGGCGGAGGAUCACCAGGCGGACGGCCAAACAGCGGUUGAUGGAUACCAGGAAACUCCUGCGGAAACUCCGCCUGCUAGCUAAAGAGCCCCAGACUACCAUCCCGGACGCAUUUCUAUGGUUACUGAGUGGAAGCAAGCGAUUGGCUUACGUCAGGAUCCCUGCCUACUCCAUCCUCUUUUCAUUGGUUGAGGAGCAGAGGGGUCGGGACUGUGGCAGAGUCACCACCCUCUACAUGAAGUCUCCAGGAAGUUCAGCAAGUGAGAUCUUUGCAAAGCUGGAGGUCUACCUGUGGCUCGGUCUGGCCAAGUACAGUAAAGAGGUGACCAACUGCUUGCCGGAGGAGUUUCGGCCGGUCUAUGAGAAAGAGGAGGACGAGCAGAGGAGGCUGGUCCCAUCGGGGAAGACGAGGCUUCCUCUUAGUCUGUCCUGCCAGGACAGCAGGUACUUCCAGCUACGAUGUCACAUGUAUCAGGGCCGUGGCCUGAUAGCUGCUGAUGAUAACGGCUUAUCGGAUCCUUUCGCCAAGGUCGUCUUCUCUACACAGUGUCAGGUCACCAGGGUAGGUACAGGGACAAUCUCUCCAGCGUGGUGUGAGUGUUUGUUAUUUGACAGAGUUUUGCUGGAGGGAACGAGGGAGGAGCUUGAACAAGACCCGCCCCUCAUCACCAUCAACAUCUUCGACCAGGAUGCCAUGGGCAGUCCGAAGCCUCUGGGUCGGGCGUUUGCGGAGCCGGAGUUUAAAACCGUGGAGCAGUACUACAAGAAGCCCAACCUCCGUUUCUAUGACAUCAGCAUAGGCAGGGCCCCCGCUGGCGAGCUGUUGGCCGCCUUCGAGCUCAUCGAGCUGGACUACUCUGGGUUUGGAGAGCCCUGCGUCCCCAGCAGUGUGGACCCUCAGGAGCUGACCUACCUGGAUGAGCAGAGAUAUUACAUCAUCCCAGAUGGAGUCCGCCCUGUUCUUAAGACCUUCAGGAUCGAGGUGCUGUUCUGGGGUCUGCGGGAGCUGAAGCGGGUGCAGCUUUUUGAGGUGGAGCGCCCCCUAGUGAGGGUGGAGUGUGCAGGACGACAGCUGGAGUCUGAAGAGAUUGAGAGCUACAACACUCACUCCAACUUCAAAGAGCUGGUCCGCUAUAUCGACGUGGAGCUGCCGGAGCAGACCUACCUCCACCCUCCUCUGACGUUGUUCGUGGUGGAGCAUCGGGCGUUCGGUCGGCUCGCUCUGGUCGGGACCCAUGUGGUCCAGAGCCUCAUGGACUACGGCCCGCGAGAGCUCGGGGGGGAGGAAGAGGAGGAAGAGGAAGAACCAAAACCAAAACCAAAAGUGAGGCAGAACGCGAAGAAGAUCAACGCUCUGAAGUCAGUGAACCGUUUGGGACUCAGCAGCCUGAAGAUCAAACAGACAACGAUCCCCUUAAACCCCAUGAAGCUGGUCAAUGCUCCUCUGAAGAUGAUUAAGAAGACUAAAGAGCUUGAGGAGGAGACGCCUGAGAAGGAGGAGUUGGAUUGGUGGUCCAAAUACUACGCCUCACUGGAGGAGAUGGAGAGAGAGGCUGCUAAACAGCAGGAGGAGGAGGAGAUGGAGGAACGCGCAGAGAACGAUGGAGGGAAUCUGACCAUGGCGAACAUCGAAGAAGAGGAGGAGGAGGAAAUCGUGGUAGUGGAGAUUGAGCCUCCGAAACGCAAGAACAUUGCCACAAUAAAGCUGUAUGGAGGGGAGCUGGAGUCAGAGUUCAGUCAGUUUCAGGACUGGCUGAAGAUCUUCCCGCUGUAUAAAGGCAGAGCGAACAUUGAGGGUGACGAGGAGGACGAAGAGGAGAGGCUGAUGGGAAAAUACAAGGGCUCCUUCCUGGUUUAUCCGAUUGAUUCAGGAGAUGAAGAAGACACAAAGUGUCUGAUCACCAACGGGAUCCCCAAAAACUCACCGAUCAAAGUCUUGGUCCGAGUCUACAUCAUCAAGGCCACCACUCUGGCUCCCACGGACCCGAAUGGUAAAGCCGACCCGUAUCUGGUGAUCCGAGCUGGAAAGCAGAGCCUGGACACCGUAGAUCGAUACAUCCCCAAACAGCUCAACCCAACGUUCGGAGAGGUGUUUGAAAUCACAGUGUCUUUCCCACUGGAGACGGAGUUGGUCAUUACAGUGAUGGACCACGAUCUUAUCGGGGCUGAUGACGUCAUUGGCGAGACGCGGGUUGACCUGGAGAACCGGUUCUACAGCCGCCACAGACCGUCCUGCGGUCUGGCUCUUUACUACGACACUGACGGUUACAAUACGUGGCGCGAUGCGAAGAAGCCGUCUACCAUUUUGGCUGAGCUCUGCAAAAAGAACGGCAUCCUGUCUCCAGAGUACAGAACAUCUGAGGUCAAAGUCCUCAACAAAAUCUUCAAGAUCCCACCUGACGCAGUACCUGAAGAUCUGCUGAAGAAGAACCAGCGGUCUCCAGAGGAGGAGGCAGAGAUGGAGGAGCACGCAGCACUGAGCGUGCUGCAGUGCUGGGGGGAGAUGAACGAGUUCCUCCCUGGAGCCAUUCCUCUGGUGCCAGAGCACGUUGAGAUCCGGUCCCUGCUGAACCCGGACAAACCUGGCCUGCCACAGGGUUACCUUCAUAUGUGGGUGGACAUGUUCACUAAUGAUGUCCCGGCUCCGCCCCCUGUUGACAUCAAACCACGCCUACCUGAACAGUAUGAGCUGCGAGUGAUCAUCUGGAACACCGACGACGUCUUUCUGGACGAUGUGAACCCGUUCACCGGUAUCCCGUCCUCAGACAUCUAUAUGAAAGGCUGGAUUAAAGGACUGGAAGGAGAAAAACAGGAGACUGACGUCCACUUCAACUCUCUGACUGGAGAAGGAAACUUCAACUGGAGAUUUGUCUUCCGCUUCGACUACCUUCCUACUGAGAAAGAGGUGGUGUACAAGAAGAAGGAGUCCUUUUUCUCUCUGGAGGAGUCGGAGUUUCGACAGCCGUCUGUUCUGACGCUGCAGAUCUGGGACUACGACCGCAUCGCUGCCAACGACUUCCUGGGCACCAUAGAGCUACGUCUCAACGACAUGGUGCGAUCGGCUAAGUCCUCCAGUAAGUGCACGAUUCAGAUGGCGAAGGAUCGGGCCAGCCCUCGAUUCUCCAUCUUUCGAGCUAAGAAGAUGAAGGGCUGGUGGCCACUGAUCCGCCAGAAGACGGCCGAAGACUUCGAGAGGGAGGAGAAGGAGAAGGAGGAGGCCAAGAAGAAAGGAAAGAAGAAGAAGAAGAAGGACAAGAGGAGUAAGAUGAGACAGGAGGACAUCCAGUACACCGACAGCAGCGGCAACACUUUCCUGCUCAUGGGAAAGGUGGAGGCGGAGCUGCAGCUGGUGACAUUAGAGCAGGCAGAGGCCAACCCUGUGGGGCGGGCCCGCAAGGAGCCGGAGCCUCUGGACAAACCAAAUCGUCCCUCCACCAGCUUCAGCUGGUUCGUCAACCCGAUGAAGACCUUCAUCUUCCUCAUCUGGAAGAAGUUCAAGAAGUUCAUCAUCGCUCUGGUCAUCCUCGUCAUCCUCACGCUCUUCCUCGGCCUCAUCGUCUACACGCUGCCACAGCAAAUCACCUCCCUCAUCGUCAAAGGAUGA